Xenopus tropicalis (tropical clawed frog) is the source of this 3982-nucleotide messenger RNA. It is a transcript of the gene usp43, whose product is annotated as ubiquitin specific peptidase 43. The record is from RefSeq and is a predicted model, not a curated record. Gene Ontology annotation, biological process: protein deubiquitination; ubiquitin-dependent protein catabolic process. NCBI's taxonomy places the organism in Eukaryota, Metazoa, Chordata, Amphibia, Anura, Pipidae. The coding region runs from base 365 to 3772 and encodes 1135 amino acids. The transcript has 15 exons. Gene Ontology annotation, molecular function: cysteine-type deubiquitinase activity.
UCGCUCUCCCUCUCUCUAUUCUCUCCCCUUCCCUUGUCUUCUUUCAAAGUAAACCGGGCUAAUAAGAUUCCAGUGGAGGUGGAGCUGGAGCGGCGGGAGUGCACCCAGCAGCCAAGUGGAGCUGCUACACACACAGCACCCACAGCAGGAACAUGGGCUGCCUCCCUGCCCCGCCGCCAGCAAGGUAGGAUGUGGGAGCAGCUAUGGGGGCACCCUGGGCACCCCCUUAAUAUGGGCAGCCUGGAGACGCCCGCUCUGUCUUUGUAAGGGACCGGGAUUCCCAAAUCCUUUUGCUUCUUCCUGUACAAGUUGCACCGGCUGUGGCCCCGGCGGCAGGUAGGUCGGCACGGCCAGGUGAGUAGCCAUGGAGCGGGGCAAGGACAAGGCGAAGGGACCCCGGAAGCUCUUUCGGAGUCGCUCGCUGAAAUCCGUGGGGGAUUUUGUGCACCGGAUCCUAAGAACCAUAAGCCACCUGUCCCACGUGGGGGAGGCCAGCCACGAAGAUGGCGAGGAGGACGACGGGGGUUUCAGCCGAAAGGCGACGGCGCAGGAAGACUGGCGCGUGGUGCACGGCGGCGACAGCAAUAACAACCUGGGGAAAGUGCAAGCCUCGGGGCAGGACCGGGUCUCCUGGAGUUCUGACGACAAGGUGCCCGGGGUGCAGGGCAUGAAGAACCACGGUAACACCUGCUUCAUGAACGCCGUGGUGCAGUGCCUUAGCAACACCGACAUGUUGGCCGAGUUCCUGGGCAUGGAGCGCUACAAAGCCCAGCUCAGCAAGGGGAAAGUAAACGGGGUGCUGGUCAGGGAAGCGGAGGGCCCCCCCACCGGGGGGGCGUCUGGCAGCGGAGAAGUCACCGAGAGGCUGGCAUCGCUGGUUAGGGGUCUCUGGACGUUGGAGUACACCCCCCACCUCUCGGCUGAGUUUAAGAAUGUUGUUUCCAAAUACGGGACCCAGUUCCGGGGAAACUCCCAGCAUGACGCCUUGGAAUUCCUGCUGUGGCUGCUGGACCGGGUCCAUGAAGAUCUCAAUGCCACGUGUGGCCAGAAGGCUAAGGCCAAGGCUGGCGCUGAGCAGAACCAAGUGGUCCAUUCCCAGUCUCCAGAGCCGGGGGGCAGCCAGAGCUUUGUUCAGGAGCAUUUCCAGGCUCAGUACAGAUCGUCCCUCACAUGUCCCCAUUGUCACAGACAGAGCGACACAUUUGACCCCUUCCUGUGUGUCUCCCUGCCCCUCCCACUGCGCCAGACCAGAGCCCUGAACCUCACAUUAGUCUUCCAAACUAAGCAGCAGCGCUUUGUACGUGUCGGACUGGCGGUGCCCCUGCUGGGUACAGUGACAUCCCUGCGCAAGAUGGUUGCGGAUGAAGGAAACAUGGCACCGGAUCAGGUGAUCCUGGUGGAGCUGUACCCCAGUGGCUUCCAGCGCUCGUUCUCUGAUGAUGAAGAUUUGAACUCCAUCGCAGAAGGAGACCCAGUCUAUGCGUUUCAAGCCCCCGUGCCCAUACCCAAAGCCAGUGGCCCCUCUCGUCCCACAGGAUACCCUCGCAGCCUGCCCUCCUCCCCUCGCUACCCGGACCCCGAAGCCCAGAAGUUCUCUGGAGCCGGCUCCAAAUCUUCUGAGUUCCUGGCUGAUCCGGACAGGAUCCUACUCCUCCUGUGCAACACUGAGGGGUCUGGGAAGCAGGCCAACAGGUUUGGGCCCCCUCUGCUGGUUAGAGAAGAUAGCACACUAUCCUGGGAGCAGCUGCAGCAGUGUAUCCUGGGAAAGCUACGCUACCUUCUAAGGAAUGAGGCGCUCCUCCAGCAGAAUGGAACAGCACUCUUUCACAUCCGGGUUGUUGGGGGUCCUGCAAGUGGAAGUUACCUGAGUCCUAAAGACCCCCGGCCACUCCAGCACCCGGCGAUUGAGCGAGCUUUGCAGCUCAGCGGAGCAGGAGGGCCGCCCCAUGUCAAACUGGCAAUAGAAUGGGAGCCAAAGACCAAAGAACGGCUGUUCGGGAACAUUCAGGAGGAGGUGGUACAUGAUGACGAGUCGGUGCGGGCGCAGCAGUUGGAGCACCAGCAGCAGAGUUGCACCCUGGACGAGUGCUUUCAGCUCUACACUAAGGAGGAACAGCUGGCUCCCGACGACGCCUGGAGGUGCCCUUAUUGCAAGGUUCUGCAGCAGGGCACGGUGAAACUGAGCCUAUGGACUCUCCCCGACAUUCUCAUCAUCCAUCUCAAGAGGUUCCGCCAGGUGGGGGGGCGCAGGAACAAGCUGUCCACUUUGGUGCGGUUCCCCCUGGCGGGGCUGGACAUGGCGCCCCAUGUGGUUAAGAGGAGCCAGGGGGGCAAGGGGAUGCUGGGGCAGUGGGCAUCGUGGAAAAAUGCCCCAAUGGAGAAUGGGCAGCUGGACGUCCACUAUGACUUGUAUGCGGUGUGCAACCAUCAUGGCAGCCUGCAGGGAGGCCAUUACACAGCGUAUUGUCGGAACUCCCUGGAUGCCCGCUGGUACAGCUACGACGACAGCAACGUGGAACACGUCCAGGAGACCGACGUCUGUACCCGAGGGGCCUACCUCCUGUUCUACCAGAAGCGGAACGCCAUCCCCAUGUGGUCAGCCAGCAGCUCCGUCAGAGGUUCUACGAGCUCCUCUGUGUCAGACCAUUGGAUCCUAAGACUGAACGGCAGCAGGAGAGAAAGUCUCGCCUCUAGGGCCACCACCAACUGCUUCAACCGUAUUCAGCCUCCAGACUCCCCGGUUUUCCUUGAGAAGGAGGAGCACCCCGAUAAAGGUGGGUCUAAACCAUUUGCACGGGGAAUAAAGGGAAGGAGCGCAAGUAUGAAGCUGCCCUCAGCCUCAAAACUCAAGCUGAGUAUCAGCAAGGCAAUGCCGUUACGGUGGUCCUUUGGGUCCAAGGACAGAACCAAGCGCGAGACUGGCCAGUUGGUAGAGUAUCUGGAGUCCGGACGCAGACCCAAGUAUACCAAUGAGCCCAUUGUGCCUCUGAUGGCUGGUCUUCCCACAACUGAAAAGGAAGAACAACAAGCAAAGGCAAACCUUCCAAAAACCCAAGGGGUCAACGGGGCAGGAGGAACCUCAAAGCCAACGCCGUCAUCAUCUUCAAGGUUGGAUUCCCAGAGGGGGAGGCCGAAGGAGAGGGAAAGCACUCUGAAUGCCACCCAAACGGGGGUAGGGUCAGCAAUGCCGAAAGAAAGGGAGGCAAGGUCAGCCGUGGACUGUGCGUCAGGAAUGAGCUCCCUGGAUCUAGGCAACGGCUUGAAAGGCCCAGUAUUAUUGGCCAAGAAGGGCGAGAGCAGCCAACGGAAUGUGAUAAAAAAUGGCAGCAAUCCUAGGGUCAAACCUUCCGAAGCUGAAGGACAGCCAAUAAAUGUAAAACCCAACACGGUAAAGAAGGAGAUCAGGAGGCAAAGUGGGACAGAAAACUCUAGUGGGUUGGAGCAUUCCAAUGGCGUGCCCAGGACUUCCUUAGCCAACGGCAUUCUGGGUGAUGGCAGGACUAGUGGCACGAUGCCCCGUCAGCCCAAAGAGGAGCCCAAUAAGAUCCAACCCCAGCAAGAUAUCCGGAGAGCCCACAGCUCAUCCAAUGUCCACAGCAAAUCAGACUUCGGCCUGAAGAGGUCGGUCUCCCUGUACAGGAACGGUGGGGCCUCCCAGCAGCCUCCCAGGCCAAUGGCCACCGAGAAAUUCUCUACUGGGUCGCUGCAAAGGCUCCGGUACCAUACGGCCUCCGCGGGCAGGAAGAAAUCUGUUCCUGAAUCCAGCUUCUGAGUCCAGACUGGAAUCUACAGGCAGCUUGGGUCGGUUCUGGUACCGUCAUGGGACCCGGGUGUAGGGACACAGUGUCUCUGCUAAUUGGACUCUCGUUACCAGUAAUUACUCUGAGUGACAUCUGUUCUAUUUAUAUAUCUGGAAUAUUAUGUGAAGCCCUCGCCGUGUAUUGGGCGCAUUUUAUUGCUUUUAUAUCGGGGUGCUCUUCAC